AUCCCCACACUCCCCACCGUCCACCAUCACCACCACCACCACCAUCACCCUCUUCAAAUCCCACCAUAUAUAAAAAAUCCCAACUCAACUAUUAAGCACAUACUUACAUCUCCUUCUCACAAAACCCUCUCCAUUCUCCUCUCUCUAAAGCUCUUUAAAUCACAUCAACAUCAACAUUACAACUCACAUCUUCUCUCACAUAAUACAAUCAUUCCUCAAUAACCUUACCUACUCCCGAAAUGUCACCAAAAGGACCCUAUAAACUCUGUACCGUUAACAAGGUCCCCGAAAGAGCAAAGAUUUUGAUAGGAAGGGUGGUUGAGGAUGUUAAGGAGGAGUAUACGAUUGUAUAUGUUAAGAAUGCUGAGAGUGAGUUUGAUUUUAUGAUUUAUGAUUUUUCUUUCUUUCUUUUUUUUUCUUUUUGGCUUUUCUGUUCUGUUCUAUUUGAUGGUGCUGUGGGGUGGGAGUUGGGGUUUUAGAUAGUGUGGAAGAGGAUGAGGAAGAGAAGGAUACUAGGUUUUGGGUUUUGGUGUGAAAUUGGAUGAGUAGUCCGAUCUGGAGGUUGUCAAAUGCCAAAUACACGUUGGGUUGAGUGAAGUCUCACUUUUGUAGUCCACGGAGCUGUAGAACAUAUAAAAUCCUCGUUUGCGUCAGUCAUACAGAGAAUUGGUCGAAACCCUCGAACUUGAGGAAGAAAGUAGCACAUGAAUCAAACUCAAAUAAUGACUCGAGAGAUCCGAAUAUCAACACUAACUCCCCCACAGGAAUAGAAGAUGUAAAAGCAAUGGUCGAAGAGCAACAACCAGAUGUCCUAGUAUGUCUCAUCCCUCUUUCUCCCUCCUCUUCCCUCCCCUCCCCUCCCCUCCAUUCCCUCCUUCUCCCUCUUUCUCUUCCCACCACCCAGCCCAAUCAAACCCAACCCAACCCUACCCCUCACUAACCUCCCUCCCCCAUCUUUCCAGUUCGUAGCCUCAAUGUGGACCUCCACCGAAUCCAGCGAAAUCCAAUCCAUCGCCCAAACCACCAAACCCGGUAUCAAAACCAUGGCUAUACCGCACGGAUUACAAGUCGAAAAGGGUCCUGAUGCUGUUGUGGAGUUUUUGAAGGAGAAAUGGCCUGGGCUUGUUGAUAGUGAGUUUUUUUUUCUUCUUCCUUUUUUUGAGUUUUGAGUUUUGGGGGAGGAUAGAGGGUAGAGGAGUGGUGCUGAUUCUUCUUUGAAGAUUAGGAGUGGAAUUUGGGUUUGGAUUCGGGGAGGACUUGAUACCGAGGUAAGGGUAGAUAGUAGGACGAUGGGAUUGGAUGGGAUGAUGAAUGGAUAUAGGAUAUAUAGGAUGAGAGGGCGUCGAUGUAAAAUGUAGAUGGUGUUAUAUGUGAAUUUGCCUAUACACAACCGGAAAAAAAUGCAAGGGUAAAGUGUCAAUG
Molecule: messenger RNA, 1422 nt
Organism: Sclerotinia trifoliorum
Lineage: Eukaryota; Fungi; Ascomycota; Leotiomycetes; Helotiales; Sclerotiniaceae
Source: the annotation of a GenBank genome assembly